AUGGGGAAGCUAUUACAAUUGGCAUUGCAUCCAGUCGAGUUGAAAGCAGCAUUGAAGCUGAAGUUUUGUAGAACACCAUUGUUUUCAAUCUAUGAUCAAUCUACGUCUCCAUAUCUUUUGCACUGUUUUGAACUGUUGAACCUAACCUCCAGAUCAUUCGCGGCUGUGAUUAGAGAGCUGCAUCCAGAGUUAAGAAACUGUGUUACUCUCUUUUAUUUAAUUUUGAGGGCUUUGGAUACCAUCGAAGAUGAUAUGUCCAUUGAACACGAUUUGAAAAUUGACCUGUUACGUCAUUUCCAUGAAAAAUUGCUGUUGGAAAAAUGGAGUUUUGAUGGAAAUGCUCCCGAUGUGAAGGAUAGAGCCGUUUUGACUGAUUUUGAAUCAAUUCUUAUUGAAUUCCACAAAUUGAAACCAGAAUACCAGGACGUCAUUAAAGAGAUUACCGAGAAAAUGGGUAAUGGUAUGGCCGAUUACAUCUUGGAUGAAAACUAUAACUUAAACGGGUUGCAAACUGUCCACGACUACGACGUUUACUGUCACUACGUGGCUGGCUUGGUCGGUGAUGGUCUGACCCGCUUGAUUGUCAUUGCCAAGUUUGCCAACGAAUCUCUGUAUUCUAACGAGCAACUGUAUGAAAGCAUGGGUCUUUUCUUGCAAAAGACUAACAUUAUUAGAGACUACAACGAAGAUUUGGUCGAUGGUAGAUCCUUCUGGCCUAAGGAGAUCUGGUCUCAAUACGUUCCUCAAUUGAAGGAUUUCAUGAAACCUGAAAAAGAACAACUGGGUUUGGAUUGUAUAAACCAUCUCGUCUUGAACGCAUUAAGUCAUGUGAUUGAUGUGUUGACCUAUUUGGCCAGUAUUCACGAACAGUCCACUUUCCAAUUUUGUGCUAUCCCACAAGUCAUGGCCAUUGCCACUUUGGCUCUGGUUUUCAACAACCGUGAAGUACUACAUGGUAACGUGAAGAUUCGCAAGGGUACCACUUGUUACUUAAUUUUGAAAUCAAGAACUUUACGUGGCUGUGUGGAGAUUUUUGACUACUAUUUACGUGAUAUCAAGUCUAAAUUGGCCGUCCAAGAUCCAAAUUUCUUAAAAUUGAACAUUCAAAUCUCUAAGAUUGAACAAUUCAUGGAAGAAAUGUAUCAAGAUAAACUACCUGCUAAUGUGAAACCAAACGAAACUCCAAUUUAUUUGAAGGUCAAGGAAAGAUCCAGAUUCGAUGAUGAAUUGGUUCCAACCCAACAAGAAGAGGAAUACAAGUUCAACAUGGUUUUGUCUAUUAUUGUGUCCGUUCUUCUUGGAUUUUAUUAUAUAUACACUUUGCACAGAGUGUAA
Molecule: messenger RNA, 1335 nt
Organism: Saccharomyces mikatae IFO 1815
Lineage: Eukaryota; Fungi; Ascomycota; Saccharomycetes; Saccharomycetales; Saccharomycetaceae
Gene: ERG9
Product: bifunctional farnesyl-diphosphate farnesyltransferase/squalene synthase
Exons: 1
Coding region: 1-1335 (444 amino acids)
Biological process (GO): ergosterol biosynthetic process; farnesyl diphosphate metabolic process
Cellular component (GO): endoplasmic reticulum membrane
Molecular function (GO): squalene synthase [NAD(P)H] activity
Source: RefSeq, a predicted model, not a curated record